This is a messenger RNA of Clonostachys rhizophaga, 1624 nucleotides long. NCBI's taxonomy places the organism in Eukaryota, Fungi, Ascomycota, Sordariomycetes, Hypocreales, Bionectriaceae. The record is from the annotation of a GenBank genome assembly.
ACACCAGUUGAUGAGUGAGACUGCGGUGGAAGAAUUACAAAUUCAUUUGCAUCGAUUCCAAGAUCAAAAGCGUCCAACAACGUGCCAGACCGAUACGAUGGGUCUUCUCCAGACCUUUCUCCCUGAAAAUGAUCGCUAUGCGGCAAUGCUACUUUAUGGCAUGGUCCUAUCGACCUGCUUCAAUGGCUAUGACGCCGGGAUCAUGACCGUUAUUUUCGCUGAUGAUCAGUUCGUCGAAUACUAUGAUAUGGAUUCAAACAAGCAGGGUAUUGUUGCCACAGCACCCUGGGCCACAACCGGCCUGGCACAGCUGUGUGUUGGUGGCACUUUGGCAAAUUUGGUUGGCCGCCUUUGGGCUCUGCGAAUAUCCAUCUUUGUCAUGUGCAUUGGCGUUGUCGCUCAAAGUGUGCCAAACACAUUCGGCGUCCUUCUGUUUGGUCGCCUUCUCACCGGUCUCGGCUUCGGAUGUGUAUAUAUCGCUACAAGUUUGUAUGAAUGUUCUCCAAGAACCCUGCGCGGUAGCUUUGUUGGUACAGUGACCCAAUUCGGCUACCAGCUAGGAACCUUGAUUGCUUUCUGGACCGGCUACGGCAUGUCAUUUCAUAAGUCACCUUUCAAUAUCGCAUGGCGCGUAUCCAACGUGAUUCAAAUCCCCAUCGGACUCGCUUUCAUAGGCCUUUCCUUUUGGUACCCAGAGUCCCCCAGAUGGCUCUACGAAAAGAAACCGGACGAUACUGAUCGCGUGAUCAAAGUUCUAUGCAAGUUGAGAAGCGGGACACCUGACUCAGAGCAUGUGAGGCAAGAAUUCCACGAGCUGGUAGCCUCUCACGAGUAUCGAAAACGGUUCAAGACAGGAUAUAGUGCCAUCUUCUCCUCUCCGGGCAUGAGAAAGAGACUUCUUUACGGUCUCUACGCUACAGCUUUGCAGCAAGCUGGCGGAAUUGCUGCACUAACCAUGUACGCUGCACUGAUUUACAAAUCACUUGGCUGGGAUCAAGGGAGCCAGGCACUUGCUAUCAAUGGAAUACAGGCUGUUCUGCAGCUCUUUAUGGUCCUCAUCAACACAUUCACCGUGGAUCGGUUCGGUCGGAGGGCGUUGUUGAUUGCAGGCUUCUCUAUUCAAGCCGCGGCUCUCCUGGUUCUAUCUUCCAUUACAACAGCGUUCCCCCAUAAUGAAAGUAAGCCUGGAUCUGUCGUAGCCGUUGUAUGCCUGUUUAUCGUCGGUAUGACCUAUUGCUGGUCCAACGGCCCCAUCCCGCCUGCCAUCGCAUCCGAGAUCUUCCCGCAAGAGGUUCGUGAUAAGGCAUUCGGCAUUUCAUUGCUGGGCCAGACUGUCUGUCUCAUUGCCCUUACUCAGCCUUGGCCUCGUUUCAACGAGCAAGUGGGAGGCAAAAGUUACUGGCUUCUCUUCGCCUUGAAUACUGUUCUUUUGAUUUCCGUUAUUUUUAUUCUUCCUGAAACCAAAGGAGUGUCUCUGGAGAGAAUGGACACCAUUUUUGGGGAAGUUGACGCUGUGGCAGCCGGCGAGGCAAAUAGCAGCCUCAAAGUGGACCUCAACGACAAUGACCACCACCUCCACGAGCGCAAAAGUUCUACAAAAGUUGAGACUGCGGAUGAGAAGGCC